Molecule: messenger RNA, 1644 nt
Organism: Plodia interpunctella (Indianmeal moth)
Lineage: Eukaryota; Metazoa; Arthropoda; Insecta; Lepidoptera; Pyralidae
Gene: BHD
Product: Birt-Hogg-Dube
Exons: 7
Coding region: 254-1546 (430 amino acids)
Biological process (GO): positive regulation of TORC1 signaling; positive regulation of transforming growth factor beta receptor signaling pathway; negative regulation of transcription by RNA polymerase II
Cellular component (GO): cytosol
Molecular function (GO): GTPase activator activity
Source: RefSeq, a predicted model, not a curated record
UGUGACAGAUGACAGAAAACCACCUUGUUUGUUUUCUUUCUAAUUAAAGAGUUUUCUUCUGUAGUUUUCAAUGAAACGAGCCAGCUUAAGUUAUAAUCACAGGUUAUAAUGGCACACAUUAGAAUCUAAUCUAAUCACAUCUAAAAAUUAAAAAUAUGUAAAAUACAACAAAACAAUAGAGAGCGAUGUUCAACUUGUGACAAACAAGGGUUUGGUUCUUCGAAGUGUUUUUUCCUAGCUAAAACUAAUAAAAAUGAAUGCUAUUGUCGGUAUGUGUCAUUUUUGUGAAGCCCAUGGCCCGCGGCCUUUAUUCUGUACUUUCACGACCGAUGAUGAGAAACACGCAACGGAAUCGUCCAAGUCUACCGUGGAAUGUACGGGCUGCACAUCUCUUGGCCCUGAGACCGUGUACGUGUCCAGGGAUGACGGUGGAACCAUUUUUUGCAGCAGGGAGUCUAUUCCUAACACGGAUGUCAUGGCAUUCUUGCGGCAAGCAGCUAUAAGGAGUAUUACUUGUGAGGUAAGCUGGAGUAAAGAGGGUGGAGUGGUAUACUUCAGUGAGACACUGGGCCAUGUGCUCAGUCUUAUGUUCCAGCUCCGAGACACCCGUGCUCGGGGGCUCCGACGGUGGUUCUCUAUUGUGGUGCUCAUGCGGGACAAGAUGCUGCUGCUGAACAUCACACCAGUGCUGUCGGAACAUAUGUUGAAAAUAUCAAAAGAACUACAAAGUCUAGCUGAUUCUGUAUUUAAUGAGGAACAAAAGAUAUGUUCCCAAAGAGCACUGAGACUCACAACUGGAAGUUACGACUUUGGACAGUCAAGAUCACUGAUUCAGUUGUCAGGUGAUGGAGAAAUCUUUAAAAGACUCCACUCUCAUUUCACUUGGAUGUUAAAAGCCGGUGCUCUCACAUACUCCGAGACUCUUCAUACAAGUCAAGAAAUGUUGAGGAAAAUAAACCCCAAUUCCAUCAAGCAGUCAAUAUUUGAAGAAAAUGCUUGUAGUGUACCAAGUGAUGAGGAGUACAUGCCUUUGAGGGCUCUAGAGAAUUUACUAUCACAAGAAGUAUUCAGGAUACUGCUCUAUUGCACAUUGACUGGAAUUGAUAUAGUCAUUAAAUCUCAACAUCAAAAUGCCUCGAGCAUUGCCAAAGGACUCACAAGACUGUUUCCUCUUUCCAACAUAAAUAGUACUAGAAUUAGGUUAAGUAAUAAUAGUGAACAAGUGCAGUGUACAGGGCGCCUGUGCGUCGUGGAUUCAGAGACUAACAACUUUUAUUGUAAAUGGCCUGGAGUGCUGCCGCCGAAAUGUCCCACUAUAAUGAAUAGGAUAGAAGCGUCAAUGAAAAAUUCGAACAUUGACGACGCUGUACUUCACCAGUACAUCAAGUCGUUACAGCUGGAAUGGCUCGGGAUAGCUAAAGCUGUGAAGGCUGCAGUGGAAUCAUCAGGCGAAAAGUCUGCAGCAGUAGCUAAUUUGAAGAAAGUAUUUGGUUUGACACCCCAAGAUGAACUACUAGUUAAUUAUUGGAUUAGUACAUUCUGUUAAAUCAAUUGUUUAUAUUUUACUGCCAUUAAACUUCAUUUGCAACUGGUGAAAAGGGCCUUGAGCUCAAGAGAAUUUAAAUAAAGCUGUGAUAGUGUGAA